CUGGAGACUAUCCAGACGGCAAUUUUCCUGCAAUGAGGCGUUCCCAGCCCUGCCGCUCCGUCUGCCGUUCGAAGCUCUGCCACGACCAAUGCCAAAUGUAAUCGCUAGUCUAAAGCCAAGGGAACAGCGGAAGAAACGUCGAGCCAGCACCGUGAAAUACAACCACAGGAAUAGCGUAGUAUGCCGAAACAGACCAAAAGGCACAAUCUUCUACAUGCUACUACAGUACCAGAUAGCUAGCCAGUUAUCCGACUAGCGACGAGGCAACGACAGAGGACCAUCUUUGGCUUUUUCUCGUUAUGGACUAAACCUCUUGGCGGACCCAGCUCUUUUGGCUAACUUAGCUUGGUAGCGUAGCCACUUUUCUUAAAUGUUUAUGAGCUUGCUAACGUAUGACGCUUUCCAGCACUUCUGUCACAGCGAGGAUGAAAAAGACACAUUUACAAAAUAGCUAGAUACAUUUUUCAAACUUCGUGGGCUUGCUAACUACAGUAGCUGGCCAUCCAUAGCUGGUGUGCUUGCUGGCCAAAUUCCUUUUUUUUUCCCAUCUUUUUUUAUUCCUUUCACGAAUUUCCUUUUUUUUGUAGGAAGCAAGCACAAGCUUGCUAUCUGAUUAAAUUAGUUUUGCGCCUAAUAGUUAACAAUAUGAAAACUUCAUAGUCAACUAUGUGUACACUUAGUAACAGUUUGCUAGCUAACUCGCUAGCUUGAAGAUCAGAUGAACUAUCAAGCCCGCACAGCGUAGACUAGGUCUCUGGACAAUCAAUCGAGAACUGUAUCGUGCCCAGUUUGAAUCACUAUCAAUGUACUGCUCCGUGCUUGACACUUCAGUUCAAGUCAUUGAACUAACAUGAUAAGAGUAACGAACGUUUGAGAUAUUUUAGAACACACGACUUUCAAGCUAAGAGAGGUUGGACAGAGGAGCCGAUGCCCCGAAACAUUGAAGCUGGGGCAAUGCUGGCAAUUGGGCUAUGCGUGAUGGUGCUCCUUACUUCCGUGGCCGCGGCGCAGGGCGAGGAGAGGGAGUGUGCCUUCACCGACGACCAGCAGCCCUGGGAGGUGGAGCGGGUGGCGGGGGAGGGCGAGGGCCGCGUCUCCCCAGAAAACACCACCACCCGCUGCCCCGAGGGCCGCCACUGCUUCGGCCUGUGGGAGAAGAGCCCGCCUGGGGACGUGCGUCUGGUCAAACAAGGUUGUUGGACCCAUGUUGGCGACCAGCAGGAGUGUCGUGACGACCGUUGCGUGGUAACAAACCGGCCUCCGCACACCCAGAACGGCACAUACCGCUUCUGCUGCUGCAGCAGCGACAUGUGUAACGUCAACUUCACAGAGGACUUCCCCCCGCCCAGCCCCACCACCGCUCAGCCCCUCUACUCUCGUACGUUGCAAUGCGAAGAGACCAUUGUGAUUGCCCUGGCAACCAUCUCAGUCCUCGCUGUCCUCGCUGUGGCGGCCUUCUUUGCCUACCGCAUGAUGCACGCGGAUGGUAAACACGGCCUUCACAACGUGAACAUGAUGGAGGCAGCUGGUUCUGAGAGCUCUCUGGACUUGGACAAUCUCAAACUGCUGGAGCUGAUUGGCCGCGGCCGCUACGGCUCGGUGUACUGCGGUUCGCUGGACGAGCAUCAGGUGGCGGUCAAGGUGUUCACCUCGGCCAAUCGGCAGAACUUCCUCAACGAGUGCUCCAUCUACCGGCUCCCCCUGCUGGAGCACGAACACAUCGCCCGCUUCACCGCCGCCGACGAGCGUCUGGGGCCGGAGGGGCGGGUGGAAUACCUGUUGGUGAUGGAGUACCACCCCCAUGGCUCGCUGAGUCGCUACCUGGGCCUGCAGACAGGAGACUGGGUUAGCAGCUGUCGCUUGGCUCACUCCGUGACGCGCGGCCUGGCCUACCUGCACACAGAGCUCUUUAAAGGAGACUUGUACAAGCCUUCAGUGUCCCACAGGGACCUGAACAGCCGGAACAUUCUGGUCAAGACUGACGGGACCUGCGUCAUCAUCGACUUUGGCCUGUCCAUGAAGCUGACCGGGAGCCGGCCGCUACGCCACGGCGAGGAGGAUAACACCGCCAUCAGCGAGGUGGGCACCAUCCGCUACAUGGCCCCAGAGGUGCUGGAGGGGGCGGUGAACCUGAGGGACUGUGAGUCGGCCCUGAAGCAGGUGGACAUGUACGCCCUGGGCCUGGUCUACUGGGAGACAUUCAUGCGGUGCACUGACCUCUUCCCUGGAGAGACAGUUCCUGAGUACCAGAUGGCGUUCCAGGCCGAAGCGGGGAACCACCCCUCGUUUGAAGACAUGCAGGUUCUGGUGUCCAGGGAGAAACAGAGGCCCAAGUUCCCAGAGGCCUGGAAGGAGAACAGCCUGGCGGUGCGCUCUCUGAAGGAGACCAUGGAGGACUGCUGGGACCAGGAUGCAGAGGCCCGCCUGACGGCCCAGUGUGCCGAGGAGCGCCUUGCCGAGCUGCUGAUGAUCUGGGACCGCAGCAAGUCGGUCAGCCCCACCCUCAACCCCAUGAGCACCGCGCUGCACAACGAGAGGAACCUCAUGGCACCACUAUCAGGCUCCUACCCAGACCACCCUUCUUCCUACAUCGAGGAACAGGAGGGCGUGGUUAAGAACACGCAGGGCGACGCCUCCUCUUCCACCACUGGCCGGGUCGGGACAGGGGUCGGGGAACGGAACAGGAAUUCAAUCAACCACGACCGGCAGCAGAACCAGCACGCUCGCAUGCCCAGCCCCGACGGUAGUGCCGGUGGGAUGGGCCGAGGGGGCAGCCCCUCCACCAACACCACCGAGUCCAGCCAUGGCUUGGAGGGACCCACAGGCGGCGCUGUGGUGCCGGUCUGCCUGCACCUCACCCAGGAAGACCUGGAGACCACCAAGCUGGACCCCAAAGAGGUGGACAAGAACCUGAAGGAGAGCUCCGACGAGAACCUGAUGGAACAUUCUCAGAAGCAGUUCUGUUCCCCGGACCUGCUCAGCCCGGGCAGCUCCAGCCUGCUCUACCCUCUCAUCAAGAUGGCCGCCGAGGCCUCGGGCUCGGUAGACGCCCCACCCACCGCCAUCUUCCCCCUCCCCAAGCAGCAGAACCUGCCCAAGCGUCCCUCCAGCCUCCCGCUCCGCACCAAGCCCUCCAAGAAAAACUCCUCCUCGUCCUCCGCCUCCUCGUUGAGGUUUAAGUUCGGCCGCCACGGCAAGUCCAACCUGCGGCAGGUGGAGACCCAGGGGGGCGGGGCUAAGAUGAACGUGGCCCCGCCCAACACCUCCCCCCGCGUGGCCGAGCCCCACCCCCACCGGGGCGCCGGCACCAACAACCUGCCGCGCGCGCGCGACGCCGCCGUCAGCGGGAUGAGCGCUCAGGCCAGCGGCGGGACCCCGUCGCUCCAGAUGGCGGCCGUGACGGAGGCGACGGCGUCAGGGCCCCAGAGGUCAGACGACAACCGCCUCAGCCUGAUCACAGCCAGCCCCGACGAGAACGAGCCCCUGCUGAGCCGAGAGCGGGCCGACGCCCUCCGCUCCGCCCGGCCCAACGCCAACAACAACAACAACAACACCACCCGCGGCCAGGGGGAGGGCGAGAGCGAGGGGGAGAGCGACGGAGGCGGAGGCGAGGAGGAGAGCGGAGCAGGGGGAGGGGACGGCAGGGAGACGAGCUGCCCCCCGGGAGAGAGCUCCGGGGCUGGGGCUAGCUCCCACCCUGGGGCUGGUUCUGGCUUUGCUGAUGCCCCAGUGACCCUGCGAGGAGAAGCUCUGCUCAGGCAGCCUAAAGCCCGAAGGCCUGAGAGACCCAACUCCCUGGACCUGUCCUUCACCACCCGCGACCUAUCCUCUCUGGGCGAGGGGUUGGUGUCACGAGACGGACAAGCAGAGACUGCCGAGAAGAUCAAAAAGCGUGUCAAGACGCCGUACUCCCUCAAGCGGUGGCGUCCCUCCACCUGGGUCAUCUCCUCGGAUACCAGGGGUUCAGAGGUCAACAACAACACUGGAAGCGGCCCUCGGGCCCAGGGCCAGAGUCAGGCUUCCACCCAGGCUCGGCCCAAAUCCAGCUCCGCCGUGUACCUGAGGGGCUCCGAACCCAACGACACCCGGGUCUGACGUCCUACACGAACCCUGUGGCAGGAAGCAGGCCGUUCUCCGAGGUGUUUUCAUCUCGGAACAUCUCCGAACUCUUUUUUUUUUUUGUUCUCUCCUUCAGCAAGAGGAAGCUAUCAAGAGUCCUGUUGACACGCCGCAGUCUGUUGUACAGUCCCUCGCUUCAGUGAGCCGAUUCGCAACUUCGCUUGACGUGGAAUCCGACGAGGAGUCCCCUUCUCCUGUGGUUUGUUUUUCAUACGGAUUCAUUUUACGUUCUGACGAUCUCUCGCCGCAUGAUCGAGGUUCGGUUUCAUCCUUUUGGAUGCACUUCGGAACAGCUGAAAUCAGCAUCCCUUAAAGAGGGGGUUUGACGUGACCAUUAGAAGGAGUGGUCUCUAAACCUAAAAGUUGUGCAAGGGAGUAAAAGUCAACAAUCAGUAUUCGGGCGCUCUUCCUCUCGCUUCUUGCGUGCAUCAAAGAAGAUGAGGCGUGCGCUCCACAAAACACUACGGUCUUAAAGACGAGAAACUACUUCUUUUUUUUCCUUUAUAUACUUCUUUUUUUAUGCAAUGCUUAUUCAUAUAUUUUACCAUGCAUCUAUCUUUUGUAUCAUGAUUUGAACUGUGCAAUAGUAUAUAGAAAUGAGAUGAUUUUAAUGUUUUAUGGCUUCCAUUCUUUUUGGUCAUUGUUAAUCUCUUGAGUAUGUGAUCCCUAGGUUGCACUUACGAACAGUCACAAUCUUUUAUUCAGCCUCUAUCACAAAGAGGAGCCUAUUGGAUGGCAAUCCUUUCUUUCUAUCUCCCUUCUCUUCUCCACCCUUCUUUCCUCUCUUUGCGUCUCUCUGUCCUCUCCCACCCACCCCUGUUCCCUGUUCUCUCUCGCUUCUCCUCCCCUCUUUCUCAUGCGACAAUCUGUUGUGAAGUCAAGUGAGAAAUGAGAGACGUUACAGAGAUCAGUACCAAUCAGUGGGAUUGAAAAAGCUCAUUUUAGUGGACUAGCUCACCUUUACAUCCUGGCUUGCACAAUACCUGGGAGGAGUCUGUCUGUGAGUCCGCCAAUCAGGAGAGAGGAACUGAAUCUGUUCCAGUCACGGACACGCUAAUGCAGUUGACUAAUGCAACUGAACCUAGAUAUAUCUCUCAGCUCCGAAUCAGACUCUUUUGAAAACGUCUUUGAAAACCAAACUCUCUGAAGCACGCUGGAAGUCUUUCUCUGUCGGUCUUUGUGGUGUAUGUGCGUGUGUUUUAUGUUGUUCCUGGCUGUCUCUGUCUGUGUGAAAGAUGGACUGAUUGCGUGUGUGUUUCCUGUACAUGUGCCAGCAUGUGCACAUAUAUGGCUGCGUGCAAGUGUGUGUGUUUAUGUGAUGUUCCCUUCAUAUGUAAUCAAGAAAUGUAUACGAUACAGGCCUGUGGCUACACAAGCCUAUGAUGUAACGGUGUAGUUUGGACUACUUGUCUCUCAGUGCUGCUUCAGAGCAUAUGAAAUGAUCCUCUGUUUUGUAAUCUGUCAUUUGUAUGAGAAUAUAUAUGUGUAAUGCAAAAAUGCCUUGAUACUUGCAUAAUUUUUAUGGACUUCUGUUUUCAUUGCAUUAAUUGGAUUAUUUGACAGGGACAAUGUACAGUUAAAAACAAGCCUGAAAAUCUAAUGUCUAAACCAGAUAAAGCACUCAAUGGACAUGACAUUUUUAUUUCAUUGCUAUGCCUCUGCUCUGUACAAUUUCUGUAACAUUCUAUAAACAUUUUUGACUCAAAAUGAGAAAAAAAAUCUGAAUAAAUGUAUGAAAGCACA
This is a messenger RNA of Osmerus eperlanus (European smelt), 5862 nucleotides long. RefSeq names its product bone morphogenetic protein receptor type-2-like. Gene Ontology annotation, cellular component: plasma membrane; signaling receptor complex. The coding region runs from base 928 to 4095 and encodes 1055 amino acids. The record is from RefSeq and is a predicted model, not a curated record. Gene Ontology annotation, molecular function: ATP binding; transforming growth factor beta receptor activity. The transcript has 13 exons. NCBI's taxonomy places the organism in Eukaryota, Metazoa, Chordata, Actinopteri, Osmeriformes, Osmeridae. Gene Ontology annotation, biological process: vasculature development; BMP signaling pathway; cellular response to growth factor stimulus.